Molecule: messenger RNA, 3092 nt
Organism: Erinaceus europaeus (western European hedgehog)
Lineage: Eukaryota; Metazoa; Chordata; Mammalia; Eulipotyphla; Erinaceidae
Product: leukocyte immunoglobulin-like receptor subfamily A member 6
Biological process (GO): cytokine-mediated signaling pathway
Molecular function (GO): inhibitory MHC class I receptor activity
Source: RefSeq, a predicted model, not a curated record
GACAGGGGAGCAUUUGGGCAGCAGCCCUGAGCAUCCCCUGACAGCUGGGGGUAGGGAACCCUCAUCCCAUAGCCCAGGGUGUGUGAGGAUCAGGUUGACAUGGAGGGACCCUGUGGGGAAGGCUUUGAGAGACGAAAGACCCCUGACUCUCUCACUUGGAAGGGGAGUUUAGGAAGGCUGCAGGGCCCAGGCUCCUUCCGUGUGCACAGCUGCCUCAGAGGACACGCCAUGUCCCCCACCCUCACAGCCCUGCUCUGCCUGGGGCUGAGUGUGGGACCCAGGACUCACGUGCAGGCAGGAACCCUCCCCAAACCCACCCUCUGGGCUGAGCCAGGCCCUGUGGUCCUCUGGGGGAGCCCUGUGACUCUCUGGUGUCAGGGGACUCUGGGGACUCAGAGCUGCAGUCUCUAUAAAGAUGGAAGCUCAUAUCCCUGGAAAAUACUGAGGCCAUGGGAGCCCGGAGAUAAGACCAAGUUCUCCAUCACCAAUGUGCAAGAUCUCCAUGCAGGCAGAUACCUCUGUUACUGUGUCAGCCCCGCUGGCCGGUCAGAGCCCAGUGACCCCCUGGAGCUGGUGGUGGUGGCAGGAUCCUACAGAAAACCCUCCCUGUCAGCCUUGUCGAGCCCUGUGGUGAGCCCAGGAGGGACCGUGACCCUCCAGUGUGCCUCAGGGCAGGGAUUUGACAGGAUGGUUCUGACUCAGCAAGGAGAAGACACGUCCCCCUGGAGCCUGGACACACAGCCACACCCCAGUGGGCAGGUCCAGGCCCUGUUCCCUGUGGGCCCCAUGAGCCCCAACCACAGGGGGACAUUCAGAUGCCAUGGCUAUUACAGUGACUGGCCCCAGGUGUGGUCACCCCCCAGUGGGCCCCUGCAGCUCCUGGUCCCAGGGGCAUCUGGGAAGCCCUCCCUGCUGAGCCUGCAGGGCCCUGUCGUGGCCAUUGGAGAGAUGCUGACCCUCCAGUGUGGCUCUGCUGUGGGCUAUGACAGAUUCGCUCUGUCCCAGGAGGGCACCCGCCUCUCCCAGCUCCCUGGCCAGCAGACCCAGGCCGGGCUCUCUCAGGCCGAGUUCUCCCUGGGCCCUGUGAGAACCUCCCACAGAGGCCGGUACCAGUGCUAUGGGGGUCACAGCCACUCCCCUCUGUGGUCAGCACCCAGCAGCCCCCUGGACAUCCUGGUGGCAGGACAGCUGGCUGACACCCCCUCCCUCUCGGUGCAGCCGGGCCCCUCUGUGGCCCCAGGAGAGAAGGUGACCCUGCGCUGUCAGUCACAGAGCCCCAGGGACUCUUUCCUUCUGUCAAAGGAGGGGGCGCUCCUGCCCCCCCAGCGUCUGAGGUCAGAGUCCCGAGCUCAGGGGUUCCAGGCUGAGUUCUCCUUCCAGCCUGUGACCACAGCCCAUGGGGGCACCUACAGGUGCUACAGCUCCAGUGACAGUGACCCCCACCUGCUGUCUGAGCCCAGUGCCCCCCUGCAGCUCCUAGUCUCAGCUCCUGCCCAAGGUCACCGAUGGGACAGGAACAUUCUGAUCGGCGUCUUGGUGGCCCUGGAAGCACUGCUCUCCCUCCUCCUCCUCUCCCUUUUCCUGAGACGCAGUUGUCGGGGUGCACACAGGAAGGCCGGGGCUGCUGGCCCAGAGCCACAGGACAGAGGCCUGCAGACCAGUGCUGUGGCCGCCCCCCAGGAAGACACCCUGAGUGAGAGGAAGAGGAGGAGCAGCCAGGGGGACAGAGAUGCUGCAGAGACAGAGACGCGGCCUGAGGAGGGGGUAGAGCUGGACCUUCUGCCCAGGGGGGACGAAGACCCCCAGGAAGCCACCUAUGCCCAGGUGAACCAGGAAGGACUCAGCUGGAGAGCAGCCACCACUGCUUCCCCACCAACAGGCAGGGACAGACAGGACAGAGCCAAAGAAGGGGACAGACAGGCUGCUGCCUCCACAGUCCUCCAGGAAGUGACCUACGCCCAGCUGACCCUCAGGCAGGGGACGGCACCCCCUUCCUCCUGGUCAGAAGAGCCCCCCGAGGAGCCCAGCCUGUACGCUGCUCUGGCCACCCACUAGCGCAGGGGGCUAGACUACAGGGACCCCAGAAGUCACAGAGCCUUCUCUCCCCACCUGAACACUCCCCACCUGGACACAGUCAGCGAGGACUCCCAGGCUCCUGGGGGUGGGGCAUCUCCCAACUCUCAACUCUACCUGCCAAGAGAACAAUAAUAAACAUAAAUAUAAUAUAUAUAAAUAUAAUAAAGCAGCUGGUUUCUUAACAAUCAAGGUGUGAAGUGACAGCCAGAACAGGAGUGAGUGUGUCAGACACAGGACUGCAGGCAGCGUGCAGCUAACCUCAGCCCACGACAGCUCACCGCGGGGAAAGUCAAGAAGUAGGGAGUCUGCAACAUCAGGAUCUUGGAGAGAACUGCAAACCAGCUGAGAGUGAUCAGAAGGGAAGAUGCACAUUCUAGAGACAUGGGUCUCAGGGUCAGACAGCUGCUGGGGCCAAGCAGGAACACAGAGCCUCGCAUCUCUGCUGUCGGAUACUCACACACCCUGGAGGGUAAAGAGACUGAUUCAUUAUCGGGCAGGGGGUGGACAGCAUAGUGGUUAUGCAAGAGACUCUCAUGCCUGAGACUCCAAAGUCUGAGGUUCAAUCCCUUCACACCACUAUAAACCAGAGCUGAGCAGUGCUCUGGGGGGAAAAAAAGAUAAAUAAAAAAUAUAUAUGAAAGAGAGAGAUUCAUGAAUGAGUCUAUACCAGGAGGCGAGAGAAUGCAGAUUACAUUGACAACAUCAGCAAAAAUAAAUCUGAAUUCUCCUCUCUACUCAAUAUGCUGAAUCUUGACAUCUAGGAAUAAAUUAACAAAGAAGAAAAAAGUCUUGCAGAGACAGAGAACCUGGCACCGAGCCCACCAGCCACCUGCCCGGCUGCUGUCUGUCUGCUGUGGACGGACCGUCAUGCAUCUUGCGCGAGAGUCUCUGGGUUCUGCCUGUGUGACAUUCGCUGAGCUUCCUGAAAUCGUGCCUCAGUGAGCUUGGGGAGCACAGCACGUCUUUCCACUUCCGUGUAUCCUCUCUUGCCUUUCUCAGGGUGAUUAAAGUGUUCC